UUCUGUAGCUCUUCAAACAUACAAACUUGAGGGUGCACACAACAAAAGAUGAUAUAUGCACGUCAGCGCUGAGGUCGACGUUAGGUCCCCGGUAUAGAAUCUCUUGAGUAGAUCUGUGGAGUUUCAUUGUUACGUGGCUUAUGGCUUUCUUACAAUAAGAUACAUCAUAAGGCCUAAUUUGCUCUACUUCGAGAUGAUUACCUGGCUGUAUGUUGCCCUCUACUUCUACAUCGCUCUGUUGGCCCAUCAGUGCAACAAUGAAGAGCUGGAGAGACAUCCUAUUGAUGGCUGGUACAACAAUCUCGUACACCCAGACUGGGGAGCCAUUGAUGGACAUCUCUUAAGACGGAGUCCUGUCAACUACAGUGAUGGUGUUUAUGAACCAUCAGGGCAAGAUCGGCCCAAUCCACUAGACAUAAGUAGAAUAUCUUUCAGUGGGGAAAACAACUUGGUCUCUGUCAGAAACAGGAGUGCUCUGUUGGUAUUCUUUGGUCAACAAUUAGUUGAAGAAAUUUUGGAUGCCCAACGAUCUGGAUGCCCUAUAGAAUAUAUGAACAUCCCAGUGCCUGUGGAUCAUAAGUACAACCCCAAUAAGAUUAAAGACUUGGAGAUGCCCUUUUUAAGAACUAGAUAUGACCAGAGGACUGGUUUCUCAUCCAACAACCCUAGGCAGCAGUUAAAUGAAAUCACACCUUACAUUGAUGGAAACCUAUUCUAUGGUGCUGGUAAAGCCUGGGAGGAUACUCUCAGGUCUUUUAAAGAUGGAAAAUUGGCUGCGGAUAAUGAGGACAUUAAGAAAAGUUUACCCAUAGAGAAUACCAUUGACUUACCCUAUGCUAAUCCUCCAUCUCCCAGGGACCAUGCCUUUAGGCCAGUUCGACGUUUUAGGCGAUUGGGUAACCCAAGGACUCAUGAAAAUCCUUUUCUAAACACUUUGGCUGUGGUCUGGUUCAGAUAUCAUAAUUAUCAGGCCACACAAAUCAAGAAAAAGCAUCCAGAUUAUGACGAUGAGAAGCUCUUUAAUGCAGCUCGAAAAAGAACCAUAGCACAAUAUCAGAAAAUCGUCAUGUAUGACUGGCUGCCAACAUGGCUUCAAAUCGAUGAAAAUGGAACCAUCUUCCCUCUUGUCCGGGACUACCCAUAUGAAGGUGGUGUUAAAAACAAAUACAAAGGCUACGACCCAAACGUUCAUCCAGGUAUAAGUACAGAAUUUCAAGCUGCAGCUUUCAGAUUUGGACAUACAUUGGUUCCUCCAGGUGUUGUGAUAAAAACCAUAGCAAGUAACAAAUGUGUGGAUGCAGAAAGAAAUGUCAAGGCUAGAUUCACAUCUAAACCAGAAGGGGGUGACAAAAUGGAGAAGAUCAAAGGAAUCAGGCUUUGCAAUGCUUUUUGGGUACCACAUGAAACUGUUGAAGUAGAGGAUGGAGUAGAUGAAAUAGUUCGUGGAAUGGUGUACACCAAAGCACUUUAUGAAGACAACAUUAUUGUCAGUGACAUUAGAGAGAAUGUUUUUGGUACACUUGACUGGUCAAGAAGAGAUUUGGGAGCCCUAAAUAUCCAGAGAGGUCGGGAUCAUGGACUACCAGGUUACAAUGAAAUCAGAAAGGCUUAUGAUCUGGAAAGAAUGAAUAACUGGACUGCUAUCAACUCUAGAUUCCCGGAGCAAUUAGAUGAAUUAAAGAAACUGUACAAUAAUGAUUCUGCUCCAGACAGGCUAGACCUGUUUCCUGGAGGACUCCUAGAAACUGUGGAAAAUGGACCAGGACCCUUAUUCCAAACAAUUAUUUUAGAUCAGUUCUUGCGAAUCAGACAUGGUGAUAGAUUUUGGUUUGAAAAUCCUUUAAAUGGACUGUUUACAAAGGAAGAAAUUGAAGAAAUUCGUAAUACAACAUUUUUUGAUGUCCUUAGGAGUGUCACUGCAGCGUUGGACUCUCCUGUGGAAGUUUGGAACGAAAAUGUUUUUUCUUGCAGAAACACAACAGAAGAUAGCUGCAAAUGCACAGAUCCCUUUUUAGAUACGUUUGAUCCACAUGAGGUGUGUGUACCAUUAAUGCACUAUGAUUACUUCAGUGGAAGUGAGAUUCCUUUUAUCCUGACAGUUCUGGCCAUUAUUCUGUCUAUUCCUCUUGCUAUUGGUAUAAUGUGUAUUAUGGCCAGAAUGAGAAGAAAUUCAAGAUACCCUGGCUCCAAUAAAGACAAUGCACAACUUCCAGUGGGGCCAAACCAUUUCUAUGCUACUGAAUGGGUUGGCAGAACGACAUUUGGAAGCUUGAAUAGCAGAGAGGUCAAAGUUGAACAUGACAGUCAGAGAAUGAAGCUUCUUAUCUCUAACAUCUCUGGUCAAGUUGUACGCAUGAUUGACCUUAGACCAAGGGUAAAAGCUGACCAGCAAAAGUCUAGAGCUUCAGUCACCAGGUCCAUUGAUAAAGGGAGUAGGCUGAUGAUGUUGGCAGUGCCUGGAGAAAUUGAUGUGGUUUUAUAUUUCACUACAAAACAGGAGCGAGAUGACAGUUUUAUUAAGAUUCAAAAUUUUUUCCAACAGCAUGGCUGGGAAAUACAUGAAGCACCAAGUCUUUCUGAGCAUGUUAUGUGGAGAGAAGCAAUGACCAUUGAUCAAAGAAAAGAAGUCUUAGCCAGAUUUUUCAAGAGUGUUUUAGCUGAACUCUCAGGUGAAGACAUGAAAACUGAAAUUGGUCUGAACCAAGAGCAAGUGGAUGAAGUGCUGAACACUCGACUCACCAGAACUGAGUUUGCUGAAGCAUUGGGAUUACAACCUCAGUCUCUGUUUGUGAGGAAUAUGUUUUUACUGGUUGACUCCUCUGGUGAUGGCUUUGUCUCCUUUGAUGAGUUUAAAACCUAUUUCGGAAUAUUAUCUACAGGAAAGCCUGAAGAUAAAGCCAAAAUGUUCUUCAAAAUGUUUGACACUGGCAGAGAUGGGAAACUGACUAAACAAAACUAUAAGAAAAUGAUCAUGUCUCUUGUGGAACUGAAUGAAGCUGAGCAGAAAAGUGACUUAGAUGCUAUUGUGGAUGCUGUUUUCAAACAAGUUGGAAAAGAUAAAGUGGGCUAUAUGACCUUUGAAGACUUCAAAACUAUAAUGUUGUCUGAUGAUGAUGCUAUCUGGAAGUCUGCUGUUUUAAAUCUUGAUGUUGGUGGAGAAACAGCCAAACUGGGACAUCAUAAGAGGUCAACUAUUAGAGAAAGGACAGUGUCCUUUAUAAAUGGAUACCAGAGAGCUGUAAAAACUACAAGUCUGAUCAACAUUAGAUCAUCCCAACAUGUUCGUUUCACAAGCAAACCCCAGACAGUUCCUAAAACACAAUUCCAGAGAUUUUGUCUUUAUGUGAACAACCACAACAGACAGAUCUUCUGGUUAACUCUCUACACUUUGGUCACUCUGGGCAUAUUUAUUGAAAGAGCUUACUAUUAUUCAUUUGAGCGUGAGCAUGCUGGAUUGAGACGUAUGGCAGGUUAUGGUGUGUCUGUUACUAGAGGAGCAGCAAGUGCCCAAAUGUUUACCUACUCUAGCUUACUGGUGACCAUGAGUCGUAACACUUUGACCUUUUUCAGAGAGACUUUUUUGCAUCGAUUUGUUCCAUUUGACAAUGCUCAUGACAUGCAUUUGUAUAUUGCUUUCUUGGCCAUCCUAUUUACACUUAUUCAUUGUAUUGGACAUUUGAUCAACUUCUACCAUAUAGCCACACAGCCUUCAUCAGAUUUAAAUUGUUACUUCACAGAAUACUUUAGAUCCUCUCAUAUUUUGGCCAGUUUCCAAUAUUGGACUUAUGAAACCAUAACUGGACUAACUGGUGUUGCUCUAGUCUUACUUCUUGUGGUGCUUUAUGUUUUUGCUACUCCUUUUGCCAGAAGAAAUGUGUUUAAGUAUUUUAGAGCUUCACACAACCUGUACAUUCCGAUAUAUAUUCUGGUGUUUCUUCAUGGCCAUCAAAGACUUGUGCAAGUCCCAUUGUGGCCAAAUUUUUUCGUGGGUCCACUGAUACUUUUUGUGUUGGAUAAGCUUGUGUCUGUCAGCAGAAAUAAAGUCCUUCUUCCUGUUCAUAGAGCAACACUGCUGCCAUCUGGUGUCAUCAGCUUACUUAUCAAAAAGCCCCUGAGUUUCAACUACCAGUCUGGUCAGUGGGUCAGAGUAGCCUGUCCAUUGCUUGGAGAAGGGGAGUACCACCCAUUUACCUUGACCUCAGCACCUCAUGAAGAAUUUAUUAGUCUGCACAUUCGAGCAGUUGGACCUUGGACCACAAACUUCCGUCAAUUGUUUGAUCCUAAUAUCACCACCAAGUCAAAUAUACCGAAAAUUUAUUUGGAUGGUCCAUUUGGAGAGAGUCAUCAAGAUUGGUAUCGCUUCCCUGUGUCAGUCUUAGUUGGUGGAGGAAUAGGAAUAACACCGUUUGCUUCUAUUCUAAAAGACAUUGCCCACAGGUCCAGAGAAGUCAGUCAGAUACCAUGUCAAAAAGUUUAUUUUAUCUGGGUGACACGCACUCAGCAAAGUUUUGAAUGGAUGACUGAGAUAAUAAGACAAGUUGAGGCAGCAGACACUGCAGGAUUUGUUGAUGUACAUAUUUGUGUCACGCAGAUGAAAGAAAAAUUUGACCUGCGGACUACAAUGUUGUACAUCUGUGAACGCCACUUCCAGAAAAUUGCAGGUCUGAGUAUGUUCACUGGUUUACGAGCUAAGACGCAUUUCGGUAGACCAAAGUUUCAAGACUUUUUUGAGGCCCUAAAAGUUGUUCAUGAAAAUGUAUCUCAGAUUGGAGUGUUUAGUUGUGGUCCACCAUCCAUGACCAGAAAUGUUCAACAGAGCUGCACAGAACAAAACACAUUCAAAGGACCUUCUCUCAUACACCAUUAUGAAAACUUUUAAACUCACUGACUGUCUACCUUGAGUGUCACUACUUAUCCUGUGUGUCACUACUUAUCAUACUCAUCUCUAAAAACCUUUGUCUCACCCUGUUUUACCAUUAAGGUAUUGGUACAAUGAAUUACUGACUUGGGUAUUGUUACUAUUUUAACCCUAAUGUUAGUAUACAAUUUAAUAAAGAAUUAUACAGUAGCUAUCAUAUUACUUCAAUCUAAAUUGGUUUCUGUUGAACCCAUUUCAAAUUAUUUCUAUGUCCUAUCCACUGUUCGCUUGAAAGAAUUUUCUUCUAAAUAUGUUUUAAAUUAUCCAAGGUUAUUUCUACACUAGAUUGAUUAUUGAUGAAUCUAUUGACACUUGUUUGGUUGUUUUGAAUAACAUACCAAAAAAAUAUUUUUUUAAUUUUUACCUACGUACUUGACAAGUUAGGUUAGUAAAAUCAGGGUCCAAAUGUUAUUAGUUUUAUUCAGAAAUUCUGCUGCUGUUCACCGAUGCAUGCUCCAAUGGAUCCCUGUGAGUGUAAGAUUAAAAACAUGGUGACGGCCACACUUUUCAUUUUUUCCAUCUCUAGUUAUGUCACAAACUAAAGAUUUGGAACUUGCUACCCAUUGAGUUUGGGCAGAAUGCAUGCAUCACCAUAUACAAGAACAACAUUAAGACAUACUUGUUAAAAACUUUAAGAUUAGUUUAUCGUCUUUGUUGUUUAAUGCGUUACAUUCUUAAAACUUAAUGAGUUAAGGAUAUGUUUGAAUUGACAUGAAAGCUAUGAAAUUAUUAUUGAUACAAAAUGUAUUGUUUUAUUUUGUUUAUGUCAAUGCUAUGAUGUUACACUGGUCUACUUGUUUGAUUUUAAUGCAAUAAUAUUUUAUAAUUGUUUUCAUCUUCUUGUUUGCUUUAUUUGCAUGUUCUUCUUACAACUUGGAUUUUUUUAGUCAGUGUUACAUCAUCUCAUUUUUAGCAAAUGAAGAUUUUUUGUGUGUAUCUCCCCUAAUUUAUCUUUAAAAAAUGUACAAACUUUCAGAACGUUUAACGGUUCAUCAUUUAACUUUGUAUUGUAGCUGUUGAGUGCUAGUUAAGUGAAAAAGAGGUCUGAAAUGUUUUAGAUUAUUGUUGUAAUAUGUCUGACUAGAUAUUUUUUGUUAUUAAAGUAAUAAACUCUUAAUGACUAAA
Biomphalaria glabrata is the source of this 6043-nucleotide messenger RNA. RefSeq names its product dual oxidase 2-like. The record is from RefSeq and is a predicted model, not a curated record. Gene Ontology annotation, biological process: superoxide anion generation; response to oxidative stress; defense response. The transcript is spliced from 35 exons. Bases 194 to 4879 code for a protein of 1561 amino acids. Gene Ontology annotation, molecular function: peroxidase activity; superoxide-generating NAD(P)H oxidase activity; calcium ion binding. Gene Ontology annotation, cellular component: NADPH oxidase complex; plasma membrane. NCBI's taxonomy places the organism in Eukaryota, Metazoa, Mollusca, Gastropoda, Planorbidae.